This is a messenger RNA of Colletotrichum karsti, 699 nucleotides long. RefSeq lists its product as uncharacterized. Gene Ontology annotation, molecular function: hexosyltransferase activity. The transcript is spliced from 2 exons. The record is from RefSeq and is a predicted model, not a curated record. Bases 1 to 699 code for a protein of 232 amino acids. Lineage: Eukaryota; Fungi; Ascomycota; Sordariomycetes; Glomerellales; Glomerellaceae. Gene Ontology annotation, biological process: dolichol-linked oligosaccharide biosynthetic process. Gene Ontology annotation, cellular component: extrinsic component of endoplasmic reticulum membrane; UDP-N-acetylglucosamine transferase complex.
AUGUCUGCCGAACCUCCGCGCCUCCAGCGUCACUGUCUCGUGACGGUCGGUGCGACAGCCCGCUUCACGCAGCUCCUUACCGAAGUUCUCGACCCCACGUGUCUCGACUUCCUCGUUGGCGAUGGCUACACCAACCUGACGCUCCAGUGCGGCAAAGACUACGAGCACUUCUCCCGAAAUGUCCUCCCAGGACUCGUGUCAAGCUACCCCUCACUCGAAAUCACCGCGUUCGAGUUCGUCGACGACCUCACCGUCGAGAUGGUCAAGUGCCGCGCCGCAGAAGACCGCAGAGCGGGUGCCGUCAUCUGCCACGCAGGCACCGGGACCAUCCUGGACGGCAUGCGCGUCAACGUCCCCCUCGUCGUCGUCCCAAACCCGACGCUCAAGGACAACCACCAGGUCGAGCUGGCCGACGAGAUCCAACGCCAGUGCUACGGGAUCUGGGGCAAGCUCGGCGACAUCCCCUGGGCACUGGAGCAGCUUCAACUUCAGCUCGAUAAGACCGAGCUGUCGUUCAAGCCGCACUCUGUCGAAGAGGACACCGCCGCGCCGCCUGUUGACUUGUGGACGGUCAGCAGCGCAAUGCUCGGCCGCUACGAUGUGGAUGACAAGCCAGUUGUUCCAGACACUGUUGUGGGUAAUGGAGGAGGCACAGGGGAGGUCCAGCGCGAGGAGGUGGCCCAGAUGACAAUGGGUUAG